UCUGACGAAGUUUCACUUUUUUAUGCCGCUCAGUUCAGUUCCAACCGUUCAAGCAAUCACAUCAACUAAAGCCUCAAACUUACAGCAUGUCUGACUAUCCGCAACCGGGCAGCAGCAGCGAUACCGGCCGAAUCCGCGCACGUGGCUUCGUUGGAGCAUCGCGUGGUGGUCGAAACGGUGGCGGAGGUUAUCAACAUGGCGACCAACGUGGUCAAGUUGGCAGCUUUCAGCACCGGCAGCAGUACUUCCAGGGUCGUGCACCGUAUCAGCAGGCUCGUGGCGGUCCAGCUGAAGCAGCAAGUCCUGUUGGGGAGGUGUCCAUUUUGGUGACAGCGCAAAGAGGUUCCGGUAGUGUUCGUGGACGUGGCGGGAUGCGAGGUAACCGGGCGAUUCCUGAGGUUGUGGUUACCAGGAUGCCGGGUGAGUUGGCGAGCAAGCAGGGUACUUCUGGGAAACCAGUUGUACUGCAGACGAACUACUUUCACGUGAAGCGGUUGGAGGAUCUGCGGUUGUUUCAGUAUCAAGUGGAUUUCAAUCCGCCGGUGGAGACAAGAAAGGUGUCCGGUGCGAUCAUCGCCAACUUGAAGCCUCAAAUUGGCGGGAAUCUGUUUCGAGGGGCGCAGCUGUACUCUAGGAACAAGCUGUGCGAUAAAGAGAUCGAGUACAACACGGUCUACAAAGCGACAAACGAGCACUACAAGGUUAAGCUGCGUAGAGUUGGCGAAGUCGAUGGAACCAACGAGGUAGCGUUCCAGGUUUACAACCUGAUCAACCGGAUGGCGAUGGAAGGUUUGAAGCUGCAGCUGAUCGGUCGUAAUCUGUACGAUCCGGCAGCAAUGAUUCGUCUACAAGAGCACAAACUUGAUCUUUAUCCUGGCUAUCUAACCAGCAUCCGGCAGCAUGAACAGGAUGUCCUGAUGUGCGUCGAACUUACCCACCGGGUUAUGCGUACGGAAACGUGUCUCGAUCUGUUGCUAGCGUGCGUGAAUUUCCGAGGAAACUUUCAGGACAACUUCCGCAGACAAGUCAUCGGAACGAUCGUGAUGACCACGUACGGCAGCAACAAGACGUACACGAUCAACGAUGUGGACUUCAGCAUUACACCGGAGAGCACGUUCGAGACCAAAACUGGUCCGAUCAGCUUUCUGCAAUACUACCGCGAUCGGUACAACGUUACGAUCAGCGACAGACGUCAACCGAUGUUGAUUUCGCGCGCCAAGGCUCGGGACAUUCGAGCCGGCAUGCCCGAACUGAUCAUACUGGUUCCAGAGCUGUCCCGAAUCACGGGCCUGUCCGACGAAAAUCGACGGGACUUCAGGUUAAUGCGCGAUCUUGCCGGCCACACGAGGCUGUCUCCGGAUCGCCGUAUUGUGCGACUGGAGCAGAUCAAUGAUCGGCUGAAAAAAUGCAAGGAUAGUGCGGACAUCUUUCGCUUCUGGAAGACGGAGCUCGACCGGCGGCUAGUUGAGGUUCGAGGACGGGUGUUACCAACGGAGAUGAUCUUACUGCACCCGGUGGAAACAAAAGCGAGAACAUCAGCCGGUGAUAAGGCGGAUUGGCAGGCGGCUUUCCGGGAGAAACCCAUGUACUUGACGGUCGCGCUCAAACAUUGGGCGAUCGUGGUGCCUGCCCGGGAAACAAGAAACAUAGGUAAUUUCUUGAACUGUCUUUACCAAGUCUCAAGAAAGAUGACCUUUAUGAUAAACCAACCUCACUUUGUCGAGAUCAGCAACGAUUCUCCAAAUGUUUACGUGGAAACGCUGGAGCAACUCUGCAACAGGGACCCGCAGCUGAUCAUGUGCGUCGUUACGGACGACAAAGCCGAUCGCUAUGCGGCAAUCAAGAAGAAAUGCUGCGUCAAUCGAGCGAUCCCCACACAGGUGAUCAAAAGCCGAACUAUCACGCCAAGACAUGGCAAUAUGAUGUUGUCCGUAGCGACCAAGGUGGCAAUUCAGCUGAAUAGUAAACUCGGCGGAAUCCCGUGGGUCGUCAAGGUGCUCAUGGAAUCGGUAAUGUGCGUUGGUUUUGACGUUUGCCGUGACACUAAGGACAAAAACAUAUGCUACGGUGCCUUAGUGGCGGCCAUGAACCACGGAAAACACAGACAGCACUCGGAAUUCUACUCAACGGUCAACCAGCACAGCUACGGUGCCGAUCUGUCCGAUUCGCUGGGGUUGAACAUCGUCAAAGCGCUACGAUCGUUCCAGGGUGCUUUUGAAAACAACUUACCGGAACGAAUUAUCAUCUACCGAGAUGGAGUCGGCGAUGGCGAAUUGAAGUACGUCCACGAACACGAGGUUGGCGCCGUCAGGGAGCAAGUUGAUCGCAUAUACAAGGCAUACGAAAAGAAGCCAAAGCUAGCGUUCAUUGUGGUGAGCAAACGAAUCAACACGCGUUUCUUCGACGCCAAGAGCAAUCCCAAACCGGGAACCGUCGUCGACGAUGUGAUCACGCUUCCCGAACGAAACGACUUCUACCUCGUCUCCCAGAGUGCCCGGCAGGGCACCGUCUCGCCCACCUCGUACAACGUGCUGUACAACGGGUCCGAGCUGGGUGCCGACCAGCUGCAGGUGCACUCGUACAAGCAAACGCACAUGUACUACAACUGGACCGGCACGGUGCAGGUCCCUGCGGUUUGCCAGUACGCCAAUAAGCUGGCGGCACUCGUCGGGCAAUUCCUGCACCAGCCACCGCAUACGAGGCUGGAGCGGAAGCUGCACUUUUUGUAA
Messenger RNA from Culex quinquefasciatus (southern house mosquito), 2729 nucleotides. RefSeq names its product protein aubergine. Gene Ontology annotation, molecular function: piRNA binding; protein binding. The transcript is spliced from 4 exons. Bases 87 to 2729 code for a protein of 880 amino acids. Gene Ontology annotation, biological process: regulatory ncRNA-mediated gene silencing. Gene Ontology annotation, cellular component: P granule. Lineage: Eukaryota; Metazoa; Arthropoda; Insecta; Diptera; Culicidae. The record is from RefSeq and is a predicted model, not a curated record.